This is a messenger RNA of Lingula anatina, 2757 nucleotides long. Its product is annotated as UNC93-like protein MFSD11. NCBI's taxonomy places the organism in Eukaryota, Metazoa, Brachiopoda, Lingulata, Lingulida, Lingulidae. The record is from RefSeq and is a predicted model, not a curated record.
GUCAACAUUCGAAAACAUGGCGGACUGGAGGCUCAUCAAUGUGCUGGUGCUAGGGAUUGGUUUUAUGUUUAUAUUUUCUGCUUUUCAAACAUGUUCCAUGGUAGAGCAAACUGUCAUUACUGAUGCACGGGACGCACCAAAUAGCACAUUCACAGGGAAUGGUUACACCAGUCUAGCUACAAUCUAUGUAGUGUUUGCUGCUGCUAACUGGAUAGCGCCCUCAGUGGUCGCUCUCUGUGGACCAAAAUGGUCCAUGGUGCUUGGAGGUUUUUUAUAUCUUUUGUUCAUAGCAUCUUUCUUAUAUCCAAUGACAUGGGCUCUGUACGUUGGAUCAGUGUUAGUAGGCAUUGGGGCUGCAGUAUUGUGGACUGCCCAAGGUAGCUUUCUCACCCUUAACUCUGACGCAGAAACGGUUGGAAGAAACAGUGGCAUAUUUUGGGCCCUUCUCCAAAGCAGUCUUCUGAUUGGGAACCUGUUCUCAUAUUUUGAGUUACGUGGAGCCACCACAAUAUCAGAUAGCAGACGGACAGUGCUGUUUGGAGUGUUUUCAGGGGCCUGUUUCCUUGGUGUUCUUAGCUUUGUGUUUUUGAGAAAGGCACCUUUUACUUCUAGCAAGGAAAUCCAGAAUGUUAAUAUAAGUUCCAGUGGAAUAAGAACUGGACCAGGGGAACCCAAUGGUACUGAAGUAGUUAAUGUAAUGGAAGACAGACCUGCUGGCCCUGUGAAAGCUUUAGUUCAGUCUUUCAAGUUGAUGGCCACCAAAAACAUGCUGCUGCUCAGCGUAUGCUUUGCUUAUACAGGAUUGGAGUUGACCUUCUUCAGCGGAGUGUACGGGACAAGUGUAUCCAAUACCAAAAUACUAAAAGACCCGGAUGCUUUGAUUGGGAUCUGUGGAAUGUUUAUAGGUGCUGGAGAAAUAAUAGGUGGUGCUGCCUUUGGGCUGUUGGGAAAGAGAACCAACAGGUUUGGCAGAGACCCCAUUGUUUUGUUAGGAUUUCUGGUGCAUACUGUGGCCUUCUUUCUCAUAUUCAUCAACAUCCCAGAUAUUGCACCAAUUGAUAAAACUCAAGAUGUGGCUUAUUUUUACAGUGUAUUUCCAAAUGAGUAUGUAGCAGUUUUGUGUGGUUUCCUGUUGGGAUUUGGUGACAGCACCUUCAACACUCAGAUCUACUCCAUACUUGGCUUCAUGUACCCAGAUGAGAGUGCCCCAGCCUUUGCCCUCUAUAAAUUUAUGCAGUCUCUGGCUGCAGCUGUAGCAUUCUUCUACAGUGACGUGUUAAUGCUGAAGUGGCAGUUGUUGAUUUUGCAAGUGAUGUGUGUGCUAGGAAGUUUCUGUUUUUUCAUUGUUGAGUGGGGUGCAUCACAUUUGCAUGGACCUGGCAUGUACACUUCUAUUGAUUGACAGGAGGACUCUGAUGACCAACUCUCUGAAAUAUAUGAUCAGGGUGAAGAGGACCACUUAUUGUGAGAAAUUAUUUAGAAUAGAUGAAAUAUAGAAAACAUUUACCACUUUUUGUGUCCAAAAAUAGUUUUAAAAAGUAGCAUGGAGCCUUUAUAACUUUAUUGCAAAGACAACAACACCAGUAACUUGUGCCCAAGCUUGGAAUCAUGUCCUGUCCGUGGACUAUUGGCAUAAAUAGAGAGACUUAAAAUGAGUGACUGCCAAAGGAAAGUCACAGUAAAUAUUUAUAGGCAAGAAAGUAAGUGCAAGGGUGACAAGAAGUGGUGGCUUCAAUUGUGAAUUUGUUUUCGAACAAAAAUAAGGUGAAAACACUGUUGGGUAUGAUUUUUUUAAUGAGCAUGGAAUUGUUCAAAUUUGGCAAAAUGUUGAUUAAAAUGGAAAAAUAACUGCCAUAUUUUGCUACAAAUUUGCCCUUUUCUCCUUUAAAAUUAUAUAUAAAAAUAAAUGCAAGAGUGAAAAAGUGAAUUGGUCAAAAAAUUGGCCAAAAUUGUGAUAUGAAUGAGAUUUUUUUGUGCAAUUUAUAUAAUGUUGAGAGCAUAGUUCCUCUUGAGUUUUAUCAUAUUGUAUGUACUGAAGAUUGUUUUGGCAUCAGUGGUGGGUGUUGCAAUAAAUUGUCAGAUCUAACUUAUGUUUGAGUAAGUACUAGUUACAACAAGAGUCGUCCACUGUAUGCGACAUACAAGAGUGUAAUUAUAUCGAGGCGCAGUCUGUAGGACGCAUAGUGGACGACGAGUAGUUGUAACUGACUUACACCACUGCUGGCAUUUCGAACAAUAGGAUGAACACACCGAAGCAUAUGAAAAUACAGGCAAGCCUUUAUGGGAAAUACAAAUGCAAUUAUCCUUUUGUUCAAAGCACCAGUCUUGGUAUAAGUAAAUAUGUAGUAACUGAUCUUGUAAAUCUGUCCAAUUUGGUUUUUGUCUAGUCCUUGUCCUAAUGUAUUUUCUUUUAAUCAUUUAGUCUGUUUAUUCAUGUAUUUUUGUAUUCUAUUCUAUAAUAACUAUGGUUCUGUAGUAGUGAACUUUAUUGUUAACUUGUAAAUAGCUACCUUACUUUAGGGAUAUAUACUUUUGCAUAAUGUACAAGGUCAAAUAAAAAUAUGUACCAAUAUUCAAUUGAAUUAACAUAUAAACAACUGUUCAUAUGAUAAUCCAAAUAUUGAAAUCCACUUGUCCAGGAGCAAUAAUUGUGCUUCUCCUUGAGCACAAUUUUUAUUUUCAAAUAUCGAGAAAGAAGUAGCAACAUCUUUCUUGUCUAUCUCUCCCUAAAAUUUAUUUAAGUUGAACAUUUCAAUG